Molecule: messenger RNA, 541 nt
Organism: Caenorhabditis angaria
Lineage: Eukaryota; Metazoa; Nematoda; Chromadorea; Rhabditida; Rhabditidae
Source: the annotation of a GenBank genome assembly
AUGCUCCUGUUUUUCCUAUUCUCCCUUGUUGCUUUUGUCGAAUGCCACAAAAAUCACAUUCCAAAAUUGUGCCGUGCUCAAGAAAAUGGCGUGACUUAUCACAAAAUCGCUGAAUUUUGCGCGGACCGUGGGUUGGCUGUAAACCAGGGACAUUUUGCGGAAAACUCAACAAUCCUUGAGAACAUGGAUUCAGAUAUGGACAUGGAUAAAUUGUGCAUCUCCAAAAAUAUGGCCUCAAAUCAAGACUCUGCAAAAUUGAGCAAACUCCAAUAUUUGUGCGACCCACAUUAUUUUCACCUGCUUUUGAGAACUGCCAGCGAUUUUGCAGUGGAUUUUCCAAAAUAUACAACUAUCAAUUUUGUUGACAACUUUGUGUAAGUCUUGUAUUUUUUUGAGAGAAAAAAACGUUAAUCAGAAAACUUUUUAUAGGUCAAGAAUGUGGGAUUUACCAAAAGUGGAACAAAAACAAAUCCUGAACACACAUUUUCGACACAAUCAGGAUGAACUGGAGGACCUUCUGACAAUUCUUCAAAUUUUGUAA